UUUUGCAAGAGCUGAUCAUCAAGAGAAAGAAAGCAAAAGCCUCUGGUGGCGCGUGGCCGGCGAGUGGAGGAGACAUGGCGGACGGCGGCUCUGAAAUGGGUUCGAGAGAGCGAAAGAAAGCAGCAGCAUCUUCCUCAAUGAAUCAUGAGAAGCCCACAGAAUUUGAUGCAUCCACAAGCUCUAGUGCUGUGGUGAAUGUCGAGAGUUUAGUGAGAGGAUUUCUCAUAAACGUAUAUUUAGAAAAGAAUUCGCCUGGAUUGUUAGUUCGGAUUCUACAAGCCUUCGAGAAAUUGGGACUCGAAGUCCUCGAUGCCAACGUGUCUUGUUCCGAUUGUUUCCAACUCCAAGCAGUCGGGGAAGAGAAUGAAGAUACAAAAAUCGUAAAGCCCCGAGUGGUGAAAAGAGCAGUAAAGCAAGCAAUCAAGGAAUGGAGUGAAAGUAACGGGCAGACAUGAUUCACGUAUACUUUAUUCGUAGUUCGUGUUUCUUCUAGACGCGAUUCAGAGUUCGUGUUUUUACUAAGCACGAUCUCUAAUCGAUGAUAUACAUAUCAUGACGUACGUAACUAAAAAAAACGUAAGAUUUUGUCAAGAAAUAUUGUUUAAAUUAUCAAUGUAUUCGUACUCGAAAUGUCAAUUUUCUUACCAGUAUUUUUUUUCUCCGAGUGUAAGUAUUAUCUUAUUUGUACAAUAUUUUGGUUCAAAUAUUUGUUCGUAUAA
Molecule: messenger RNA, 719 nt
Organism: Cucurbita moschata (crookneck pumpkin)
Lineage: Eukaryota; Viridiplantae; Streptophyta; Magnoliopsida; Cucurbitales; Cucurbitaceae
Exons: 3
Coding region: 75-455 (126 amino acids)
Biological process (GO): regulation of DNA-templated transcription
Cellular component (GO): nucleus
Molecular function (GO): sequence-specific DNA binding; DNA-binding transcription factor activity
Source: RefSeq, a predicted model, not a curated record